This is a messenger RNA of Wyeomyia smithii (pitcher-plant mosquito), 2123 nucleotides long. RefSeq lists its product as uncharacterized. NCBI's taxonomy places the organism in Eukaryota, Metazoa, Arthropoda, Insecta, Diptera, Culicidae. The transcript has 5 exons. The record is from RefSeq and is a predicted model, not a curated record. The coding region runs from base 132 to 890 and encodes 252 amino acids.
UUAUCAGAUAUAUAACAAAUUUUACUGGUUCACCCAUUCGGAUGGAUUAUCUCCAGCGUAACGUGAAGUCGCAUCAGUUUCUAUUUGUUUCUUGACGCAAGAGGAUUAAUGUACUGAAAUCUGGAUUCAUCAUGGAACUCACUCAAUAUAUACUUAUCGGCUGUGUGAUGCUAAUACCGUGUAGCGCUGACAUGAACAUCAAUAUUAAUCAACCAAAUGCUGACAUGUAUCAUCAACAAAGCACGGGAACCGGUCAGUUCGAAUAUGGUUAUCAUGUGAACACCGAAAGCAAUCAAUUUCAACACAAGGCCAAAGGUCCCGAUGGUGUAACUUACGGUUGUUACGGUUAUGUGGACCCAACCAACAAGAAACAAUCGGUGUACUAUGUAGCGGACCAAAGGGGCUAUAGAAUCAUUAUCCCAAAUCAAACCACGAAGAUAUUCGCUCGACGAGUUGCCGAUAGUUUAAACAAGUUGGAUGGAUCUCUCAAGGGUAAUGAUUACGACGAAAAGGUAGUAGCUUGGAACGAUUUGUAUAUGCCAGCUCCUUGCUUUCGUCUGGAAGAUACAUUGUCUUCAUCAGCUUCAUCGUUACAACAGCAAGGUUUGCGACCACCGAUCUCCCCAAGCUCAUCUUCUGUCCGCACAGACUAUCCGCAACAAGGAUCACCUAAACCAACACAGUACAAUAUCCCGACUACCGAAUCGCCUGCUGUCAACCAGGGUUUCCAGGGACAAGGACAGAUAAAUGAUUCUGAAAACGAUUUGAACUCCGAAAAUGAUCAAAAUUGGGCAGAUCUGUAUGAUAUUCGUACCAGUGCUCGGGAGAACAAAUCCCGAGGUCAAAGUGGCCCGCAACGGUUCGUCCCGCAACAGAAACAGCGAUCUUGAUAAAAUGUUUCAGUUUCGAGAAAACGAAUUAGGUUAUGACCAUAUCAUUACAGCUCCAUAUGUCUUGUUGAGAUUUUUGACGCAAAGCUUAUCAUGUUUAGUCCGACCCGUGAUAUAAAAAAGAGGUUUGAAUCCGAGUCAGGCCCGGAUUUGAGGGGGGCAAAGAGGGCAAAUGCUCCGGGCCUCCCGAUACAAGGGGCCCCCCUAGUCCUAGGGCGACCUUUUUUUUGCUCGUAACCUUCCAGAACGUUACCUCUCAAUGUUUUAAGAAAAGAGGGGCCUCACAAACAAAUUUGCCCCGCCUCCCCAGCUUCUAAAUCCGGCCCUGAUCCGAGUUAAAUUACUUUGUAAGACUCUAUCAUGUCGUUUUGACUCAAUUAAGCAGAGCCACAAUAUGUAUUCUCAAAGAUUUACUUUUUUCAUGUCAAGAAAAUCCCUCAAAUAUUAGGUUCAGUUAUAUUUUUUGCUUUAUAAUGCACCAAUAUUUUACUAGCUAAGAAUGCUGUUCAAGUUGAGAACAAAAACUUUAGAGCCGCAUUUCGGUUCGACUAUCAGCUCUACCGAACUCAGGAACUCCGUACUCAUAUAAACCGCGCUGUCAUCUUGUCACACAAUCUGGAACUUGCAGGAACAAGCAGAAGUGCAUCUUCAUCACUUUGCAGCUUCGUUCUCACCAGCCAGAAGUGGCCCUUCGCAGUUAACCAAGAUUUGUAUUUGAUGUGAUUAUUUCUGCCAUACAAUAACGAGGAUUACAAAAAGAUUAUGUUGUAAGCACUGCCAUGGAUAGUUGAAACAUGUUCAAUGUAAAAGCACUUUCCCGCUCCCGUACCGAGCAUCGUAUCGUACAACGCUGGCAAAUAUGCAUCAGACAAAGUUUGUUUCCUCGAGUGCAGUUCUAAGCACUUUCGGUUGGCCCUGUUGACUAUAAACGAGAACAGCGCACAGAUAUUCCGGCUGCCAUCGUUUUUGCAUCGCUGCGGAUGCAGGCGUGGCUGCCAUAUUUAGAUAAGUUGCAUAACGGCACACGCCACGCUGACACAGCGACAGCAUGCAACCAGACGCAUUUACAUACAUGUAGGGUAACAUUCGGAAUGUAACUUACAAACGUUAAAAAUUGCAUGGAAUGCUGCAACAUUUUCAGUUGAAGCAUAAAUUUCACUUUAAACGCUACCGGUUUUCGGCUGCGAAAGAAGUAACUUCUUGUUAUGGCGAAACAAAUAAUCACACCAACAA